Messenger RNA from Propithecus coquereli (Coquerel's sifaka), 1850 nucleotides. It is a transcript of the gene CD300A, whose product is annotated as CD300a molecule. Bases 131 to 1030 code for a protein of 299 amino acids. Gene Ontology annotation, molecular function: transmembrane signaling receptor activity. The record is from RefSeq and is a predicted model, not a curated record. Gene Ontology annotation, cellular component: plasma membrane. Lineage: Eukaryota; Metazoa; Chordata; Mammalia; Primates; Indriidae. The transcript has 7 exons.
GGCACAAAAAAAAGCAGAAGCGGCAGCCUUGGGAAUCUGACCCUCCCCUGGGAGAUUUCGGGGGUUGAGGUCUCAGGUCCAGCUGGGGCCCAGUGUCGUUGCAGGUGGUGUCUGUGCUGCAAACGGGGCCAUGUGGCUGCCCUCAGCUCUGCUGCUUCUCUGGGUCCCAGGCUGUUUCUCUCUGGGUGGCUCCAACACCGUGACGGGCUCCGUGGGGGGAUCCCUGAGCGUGCAGUGUCCGUACAAGGAGGAGUACAGGACUGCAAAGAAAUACUGGUGCAAAGGACGCUUUGCUGUAUUAUGUGACAAGAUCGUGGAGACGAAAGACUCAGAGAGAGAAGCAAGGACAAGCCGAGUGUCCAUCACAGACCACCCUGAAAACCUGAACUUCACGGUGACCAUGCGGAGCCUCACGGUGGAGGACACAGGCACAUACUGGUGUGGGGUCGACAAGCAAUUUCUUGAUGUCACCUCUGAGUUUGAGGUGACCGUGUCCCCAGCAUCAACACCGGUGGUGCCUACAACUAUCACCAUAGUCACGACCUUGACAGUCACAACCGAAGUUCCGACUGUGCCGUCCACUGCCCUGUCUGCAGUGAGUGCCACCUGCAGUGCCAGCAUCCAGGAUGAACCCCAGAAGAGCUUCGGCCCACGGCUCUCUCUGCUGCUCUCCUUAUUAGCAUUUCUGCUGCUGCUGUUGGUGGGGAUCUCACUGCUGGCCUGGAGGAUGUUUCAGAAACAGGUCAAAGCUGGUGAGCCUCCGGCGCUGUCCCAGGGCCCCAGGCAGGCUGCCGAGCAGAGUGAGCAACACUACGUGAAUCUGGAGCUGCUGACCAGGCCCCUGCGGGAAGAGCCAGUGCCAGCGAGGCAGGUGGAGGUGGAGUACAGCACCUUGGCUGCCCCCAGGGAAGAGCCUCACUACACCUCGGUGGUGUUCGACCACCAGAGCCAGGGCUCUAACGCCCACGGAAUUUCUGCCCAGAGGCCCCGGGAGAAGGAGCCCGAGUACAGCGUGAUAAGGAAGAAGUAGACCUCGGUCCAGCCUUGACAUCUGGAGCUCUCCUUGGCCCCCAGGAAGCCCAGGAAUGGCCCCUGUAGCCCUCACCCACAUCCCCCUCAGCCUGCUGUCCUCGACGGUGACAAUGGCAGGCAGCUGGGGUCCCUGCGGCUGUCCCUCUUGCACCAUCAACCCAGCCAGCUUCACUGAGGACAGGCAGGGACAGGGGUUCUGGGGGACCAUCUCAUCUCUCCUCUUUGUCCUUGUUUCAUCCCGGCUCUGUGUGUGGAGCAUGCAGCUCCUCCAUCCUGUCCCGGGUGGCUCCAGGAAAAGACGUGGCUCAGAUAGGACGGCACCUGUGAAUGGCUUUGGGCAUCACAGCCCCAGAGCAAUGGCCGGGACUGCCUGGGCGUGGGCAGAAUAAAAUGCAAAGAUAUGUGUCCACGAGCAGCCAACUCAGGAACACCAAAGAUCAAAUCCCUCCCCAUUUCACAGACAAGGAAACUGAGGCCCAGAGAGAUGAGAGACUGUGUGUGGCUUUGGAACUGGUGGCAUCUCCUGUGGACUCUUAGCGAGGAUUAUUUUCCAACAUAAGAAGGAUAAAUACAGUUUCAAACAUCUCGCCGAGAGAGAAGAACAAAGCUGUUGAAACAACGCCUGCUCUGUGUCUGCGAUCUUACACUAAGGAAAGCUCGCGGCUUUGAGGGCGUGGCAUGUUGGGGACCUCACUGAGGGGGAGAGGGCCGGGCACAGACGCUUCUCUCCAGGACGGAGAGUUUGCUUGUCGGGAGAUUUUAAAUUUGGGGCGAGCAGUUACCCAGGCUGUUUUGAGUCUGCAGCAGCCACCGAUGGC